Messenger RNA from Cucumis sativus (cucumber), 402 nucleotides. Its product is annotated as glycine-rich cell wall structural protein 1-like. The transcript has a single exon. The record is from RefSeq and is a predicted model, not a curated record. The coding region runs from base 1 to 402 and encodes 133 amino acids. NCBI's taxonomy places the organism in Eukaryota, Viridiplantae, Streptophyta, Magnoliopsida, Cucurbitales, Cucurbitaceae.
AUGGAAAAUCCCGCGCUCCGCGGCCGAGCCGACGGCGGGGUUGGAGCUGGAGCUGGAGCCGGACCCGGUGGAGACAUUGGGCUUUGGCUUGGAGGCGACGGUGGACCUUCGGGCAUUGCUGGGCCUGGGGCUGGGGCUGUGCUUGGUUCCAUUGGAGGGGGAGAUGCCAUCAUCGGUGGGGUGGCGGUAGGAGCCGCUGCCGGUGGAGUUGAGAUGCUAGAUGGCGGUGAGGCUGCAGGGGGAGGUGUGGUCGGGGGAGGUGCUACCGGGGGUGGAGUUGACGGGGGAGGUGCGGCGGGGAGGCGGGACCUGGAGAAGGGGAGGGAGAUUGAGCAAUGGAGGAGGAAGAGAGCGAAAGAAGAGAGAGGAGGAGCACGAGCAUGGCACGUGCGGAAGCCAUAG